GCUUCUUUGUCCAAUCCCUUGCAUUGUAACAUUCCUGACCAAUCAGAUCCGUCGUUAGUACCCACUAUGGGAGGGAACGACGUUGCGGUGGAAUGCUAGACUGUGUGAAACACGCAGACGAUAGAUUUUUGUGAAAACCUUCCUUUUUUUGCAGCAGUAGAGUGGUUUCUUGCUGUGAGGGUCAGAGCUCAGUGUGACUGUCACUGUCAGUGUGAGAUGAGUGCCCCUAGACCCUCCCCUCCCAGCAGUGGGAGUGACCCACCAAUGGAAGGCUCUUCUCAUGGCCAGUCCAAAGAACAGGAGGACCAGCCCCUGCCUAAGGCACCUGAACCUCCCAGGAUGGUGCCACAUGUCCAAGUACAUGUGGAGUCCAGCUUUCUCAAGACUGGGAAGCCCAUGGUACCCACACGACUGAUCGUCCCUGCCACCAACACCAACCAGAGCACCGUCCACCCCACUCCGGCCCAGUCCCACAAGACAGAGGGUGCAGGUCCAGCACACAGCCUGGCCCACCUGGCUGCUGUGGGAGGGAUGGGGCACCUCCCCCUCCUGAGCCAUGGGCAGCCCGGAGGCCCCCCCAUGUCCCGCGGGUCCAUACAGCCACACAUGGGCACACACAUCCCAGCCAGCCUGCCUGUCCAUGGCUUCACAAGUCACGUACCCAGAGGUGCAGCUGCAGCUGCAAGUCUGACACCUGCUGCCAAGGGCAGUGUGACCACGGUGUUGCGCCCACCCUCUGCUGGUGCGAGUGCCUUUCCUGUGUCCACUCCCUCCUCUGGACUGGUGCAGACCCAGGCUAUUCCACCACAGGUCAAAGUUCAGGCCCGAUCUGUGGGUGGGAGCAGCACCCCUCCCAUGGUGACCACAAGCUGUACCCCCACACCCUCUCCUGCUGUGUCCUCGGGGCCAGAACAGCACAGAACGUCCGUGUUCCCUCCACACGCCUCGGGCAUCAACGUUGGUCUGGUGAGGGGGGAGGGGACGGCCUCCCCACACCUCACCACCCUGCCGGCCAGGUCCCUCCAGGUGUCACAUGUCAUCGGCAUGCCCCAACACAAGUCAGCUGUCACAGCUGCUACUGUAGCCCCCAUGAUGGCACACACAACCACUGUCACCACCACAGUUUCAACUCAGAAUUCCACAGUUACCCAGGUAUCCCUGCAUCAGUCCACAUCAGCAUCUACUGUGACCUUUGCCCCCAGCUCCUCCCACUCAUCUGUGGUCUCCUCAGCAAGUAUCCCCAUUGCCAAAGUCCUGCCCCAGCCCGUGGCGCACUCCCCCCGACCCCUGCUGGACUACAGUGGUGACACCCCGGGGAUGCCAGCCUCCGCCAGCCUGUUCCUCCCCGCCAGACAGCGGGGAUCUCCCAACCCUGUUAACACUGCCGUCUCCAUGGUUACCACGGCCUCACACAGCGACAGUAGACCUGAGAGGUCGCAGUUUCUCCUGUCCCACAGACCGACCCAGGCCAGUUUACCCCUGCACACCCCGCCCUACACCACCAUCACGCCGGCGUAUUACUACGACCCUGCAGCGGCACUGCGGUACCCCCACCACACGGCGCAGGCCGCCAUGGCCAUGCACACGUACCAGGCAGCACAGGCCGCAGCGCACUUCACUCCCAUCUCAUGUUCAGCCUCCGCCAUUCGACCACUUGUGGCCUCCCCUCAAGCGUCGGUGGCUGCGGCAGCUGUUGCCGUGGCAGCGCAGCACGCCGGCGGGAUGAGACCGGGCCCCGCCAUGUCACUCAACCACCCCAUGUUCCUGUCCAUGGAGGCCGCCAGGCAGGCACAACAAGUCCCACCAUCUAUUACUACAGCUAGUGAAGCCAAUGACUCGUCAGCAUCCAGUAUGAGUGGCAGCUAUGCUGGUGGUGUGGGCGGAGCCAGCACCCAGCCAGUCCUGGCAGUGGGGGCACCAGGGAACCCUAACUCCUCCCCCAGACCCAGUAUACUCAGGAAGAGGACCAAUGAUGGCAUGCGGAGAACAGCAUCAGCCACCACACCCACAAACAGUGAUCCCAACAGCCCCCGGGUGGAGGUGGCCCCGCCCACUGCUGCCUCGCCACGCCCACCAGGUGAGACAAAGCCAGAGACAGGGUCUAGCCAAGUAGGAGAUGUUGUCAUGGCAACAGAAGGAGACUCCACAGCGGUCCCGUCUGAAGUGAAAGUGAAGGAAGAACCUAUGGAGAUGUCUUCCCACCCUGUCCCACCUGGUGCCAUGACUGUUAACCAGCUGAUCGCCAGUGUGGUGCAGGCAGCCACCACGCCCACUGUGUCCAACACACCCAGCCUCCCCGUCACCACGCCCACCAGUCUGCCACCGGAAGCCUCGCCCAGGAAAAAACCACGCAAGCAACAACAUGUUGUGGCUACAGAAGAUGGCUUUGCUGGGGAUGUGGAACUGAAGAUGAUGGACAGUAAAGCAGACUUCCCCGCUCCCACAAAGAAGGAAACCAGAGACAGGAAAAAAGAACAAGUUGAGGACGUGCUGUACGUGCUGAAGCGUUUCCCACGCCCGUCCCUCCUGUCCAGCUACAGGCACGGCUGGAAGGCCAGACUCAACCACUUCCAGAGGUACUCGGACUUUAAAGUCAAAGAUAAGAAGCUGUCCUUACACGAUGUGUGCAGUCAGAAGGGUCUGGCACAGAAGGCAGCCGGCUGGAAGGUGCACCACUUGGCCAAUCAGCUGGAUGAACUGGCAUGUAAUGAACAAGACACAUUUGCCAAGAUGUCCAGCUUCCAUGAAGGUCUGAAGGCGCCUGGCAAGAAAAUCAUCAUGGAGGAAGAAAUGAGGAUGAUCCAAGAGCUGAUACAGGGGAAUAUUCAGAGAGCCCGGCUCACUACAGAACAACUCAAUGACACCAAACAGCAGAUGGUGAAGAUAGUGGAGAAACACAGGGGGGAAGUAUGUGACAUCAUCAAGAAAAACUGUAGCAGGAAGUCCAGCAAAAAGAAGAGCAGCUCAUAAGGCUACCUCUCUGUUACCAGGAUCCAUGUACAAUAAAGAUUUCCUCUGACCUGCUUUGGAGGAGGCUGAAAUCACA
Molecule: messenger RNA, 3046 nt
Organism: Branchiostoma floridae (Florida lancelet)
Lineage: Eukaryota; Metazoa; Chordata; Leptocardii; Amphioxiformes; Branchiostomatidae
Product: histone deacetylase complex subunit SAP130-B-like
Exons: 19
Coding region: 217-2970 (917 amino acids)
Biological process (GO): negative regulation of transcription by RNA polymerase II
Cellular component (GO): Sin3-type complex
Source: RefSeq, a predicted model, not a curated record